UAAUGAACUUUCCAAAGUUCUAUGGGGUCCUACAACGUUUUUCCACUUAGAUACAGAUCAAGGGCACAGAAAAGUUACAGCGACCCUGGUUUCACUCUUUUCUUUGGCUCUACCUGCUGCAGCCUGUGCUUCUGAAACUGGCAAUUUACUUUCUUUCUUUUUUUUUUUUAUUCCUUUAAAUUUCUGGCCUGCAUCCAACAAGCCAGAAGCUUGCGGGGCAUAUGGAACGUCGCUGCUCUCAGGAGCACGCCAGGCACUUUUAAGGAAAACUAUGCACUUGGAUCCUGUUGAAUCAUGGCAACGAUUCCGGCGUUCCUGAGACAAUUAGAAGCAAGGAAAGUUCCGGGAGGCUGCAGAAGAACACACGCUUCCUUUGGAAGAGAAUCAGGUGCAAAUGCUGUCAGGCUGCCCAAAUGAAAAAAGUGCUCACUUGGAGCCGAAGACUUGCCCAGCCAGUGAUCCAAGAGCCAGGAGUUUAAAUCCAGAGCAAGAUGCUGUGGGAUCAAAUGCUCCGACGGUUUUAGAGGCGCAGACUUCAGAUGAAAAGCUUCAAAACCUGACAGUUCAUACAGAAACAGAGGAGAUUGUUAUUAAAAUAUUGCUAGAGGAAGAGAAGGAGGAUCAGAAGACUUUGAAACAAACAGAGAAGAAAGAUAUUACAAGAGGCACAGAGAUAAAAGCAGAAGAAAACAUUUUAAAGUCUCUGAAAAAGAAGAAAGGAACCAUUUCAAAAUCUGCAGAAACAAAACUUGCUGGAACAAUUUUAAGCUCCAAAGAGAAUAGUGAAGGAAUUGUUAUAAAUUUGCAUGAAAAGGACCACCAAGGAACUAUUUUAAAUACUACUGAGAAGACGGAGCAAGGGCCCGUUCUAAGUUCCUGUGAAAAUAAAAUUGAAGAGGAAAAAAAACAUGGAACAAUUUUAAACGAUCAAAAGGAUGAGGAUGGAAUGAUUCUCAAGAACUCAAGCAGAACUCCAGAAUAUAAAGCAGAAAGUAAUAUUGAAAUGUCUGUAGAGGUUAAAAACAAAGUAGUUAAAGACAAAGUAGCCAUUAACUCCCUCGAGGGAAAGACACAAGAGAUAAGUAACAGUUUAAACAUGACCUUUGACAAAAUGGAAGAGAAGCAAAAGGAAAGCCUGGAGGAAGAAACAAAGAGAAAAGACUUGGAGAUCAGCACAAUCUCAAUGAAACUUGAAGAACAACAAUCUGUGUCCAUGGAUUUGCAAAGGAAGAACAAGGAAUUCCUAGCUCACAUUGAAGAGCUAGAAGAGGAGCUGGAGGCAGAAAGGAAUAUAAGAGCCAAGAUUGAAAAGCAACGGUUGGACCUGUGCAAUGAAGUCGAUGAUCUCCAUGACAAGCUUGAAGAGCUUGGAGGAUCUGCUGCAUCUCAGGUUGAGAUUAACAAAAAACGUGAAGCUGAACUUGCACACUUACGGCAAGAACUGGAAGAAGCGUUGCUCCAAUCAGAAGCUACGACUUCAGCACUACGGAAAAAACAUGCCGCGUCAUUGGUCGAAGCAACGGAACAACACGAAAGCAUGCAAAGAGUGCGGAUGAAGCUGGAAAAAGAGAAACAGAAUUUGAAAGGGGAAAUUGAAGAACUUGCAGUAACAAAUGAGAACCUUCAGAAGGCAAAGGCGAGUAGUGAUGCCCAGCUCCGGAAGAUGGAAGAUUUGCUUUCAGAAGCAAAUUUUAAAAACGAAGAGCUUCAAAAAUUAGUCACAGAUCAAAAUAAUUCCAAGAACAAGCUUUUAGUAGAAAACAGCGAUUUGACCCAUCAAGUGGAAGAACUUGAAAACAGGAUUUCUCAACUCAAUCGGACAAAGCUGCUACUCGCAUCUCAAACUGAAGAGCUAAAAAAGCAAGUUGAUGAAGAAUCUAAGGUAAAGACUACAGCAAUGGGCAACCUGGCCAACCUCAAGCUUGAGUGUGAGUUGUUAAAAGAGCAGCUCGAGGAAGAGCUGGAGAGCAAAUCAGAGCUCCAGAGACAGAUAUCGAAACUCAACAGUGACAACACCCACUGGAGAACACGUUAUGAGAAUGAAGCAAUACACCGAACAGAGGAACUGGAAGAGACAAAGAAAAAGUUGACGACACGCUUACAAGAAGCAGAAGAAGCCGUCGAGGCAACUCAGAUCAAAUGUUCUAAUUUGGAAAAAACAAAACAGAGGCUUCAGGUAGAGAUAGAAGAUGUCUGCAUGGAUCUUGAAAAGGCAAACGCAGCAGCAGAGGCCCUAGACAAGAAACAGCGGAUGAUUGACAAGCAGAUAAUCGAGUGGAGACAAAAAUUUGAGGAAGUUCAAAGCAACCUGGAAACGUCACAGAAGGAAUGUCGCCUCUACACUACAGAACUAUUCAAGAUUAAAACUGCCUUUGAAGAGACCCAUGAGCAUGUCAUAGCACUCAAGAGAGAGAAUAAGGUAUUGCAAGAAGAGAUUGCUGAUCUGUCUGAGCAACUCAGGGAUAGUGGGAAAAACACCCUUGAACUUCAGAAAUCAAAGAAGAAAUCAGAAAUGGAAAAAGAAGAAAUGCAAGUGGCUUAUGAAGAAGCAGAGGCUGCUUUAGAGGUUGAAGAGGCCAAAGUAGCUAGACUGCAGCUAGACAUCACACAGCUAAAGGCAGACAUUGACAGAAGAGUCCAAGAUAAAGAGGAGGAAUUAGAAGCAACCAGGAAGAACCAUCAACGCACUCUUGAAUCCUUACAGGCCAGCUUGGACACAGAAGUGAAAGGACGCACCGAAGUCACAAGGCUGAAAAAAAAGUUAGAAAGUGAUAUUAAUGAAUUGGAGAUACAGCUAGAAAAUUCAAAUAAAAACACAGGAGAAUUGAUGAAGUUGGUAAAAAAACAACAGCUACAGCUGAAGGACCUGCAAACACAGAUGGAAGAAGAAGCCCGUCAACACGAACAAGUGGUUGAAGAGCAGAAUUUGCUGGAAAGACGGAAUGGCAUGCUAGUAUCUGAACUGGAGGAGUUAAGGAAUGCUAUUGAGGCAUCAGAUCGGUCCCGGAAGGCGCAAGAACAGGAGCUGAUGGAAAUAAAUGAGAAAUGCAAUGAGUUCCAAAACCAACUCCAGUGCGUAUCUCUUUCAAAAAAGAAGCAAGAUGCCAACCUGCAGCAGGUAACUGCCGAGAAAGAAGAUUUAUUAAAUGAGCUGCGGCAUGCUGAAGAGAGAGCUAAGAAAUCUGCAACGGAGGCUUCAAGAAUGGCAGAUGAACUGCACCAUGAACAAGGCCUCACACACCACUUACAGAAGAUAAAGAAAGGACUAGAGAAUCAGAUUAGAGAACUAAAUGCCAAAAUUGAGGAAGCUGAGCAGAUGACCUUAAAAGAUGAAAAAAAGUUCAUUCAGAAACUGGAAGGAAAGGUAAAAGAACUUGAGACAGAACUGGACUUUGAGCAGAAAAAACACGCAGAAACGACUAAGACUUUAAAAAAAUACGAAAGGCGUAUGAAGGAGCUAAUCUUUCAGGCAGAAGAAGAUCAGAAGACUCAGCAGCGGACCCAAGACCUUGUUGAGAGGCUGCAGAGCAAACUGAAGACGUACAAGAGAAUGGCAGAAGAAGCGGAGGAACAAGCAAACCUGAACCUAAACAAAUAUAGAAAGACCAUAAACGAACUUGAUGAUGCAGAAGAGAGAGCAGAUAUUGCAGAGUCUGCACUUUCUAAAAUCCGCACAAAGAACAGAGCUAGUUUUGGUAAAGGCUUCUCCUCGGGCUGUGCCUCCCCAUUGGCUAUUCUUGUCAGAUCCCCCAGCUUAACAGGAUUGGAUGGUCGGGUUGAGAAGACGGAGGAGGAAACAACAUCACUAAUUCCUGCUUAUCUGGACUCACUGAAGAAAUUAAUGGCAGAAUAGCUUUGUGUGAGGUAUUCAUGGGUACUCACUUUAGGCAUAAACAAUGCUUUAUCCAAAAAACCAACCUAAGUGUUGUUGCCUUAAUGAAAACAUUAAAUAAUAAUAUACUUUGAACUUGUAUAAAUUUGCACAAAAUGUCAAACAUGUUCAAAAAGGAAAAUAGUUCCUAAAAUGCAGUUAAACUGAGUGUAAUACUACAUGCAUAUCCUUGGACAUUUGCAGAAAGGAAGCCAUUUAUUCCAAUGUGUAUUUGAAACUGAGCCUCACAUUUCAUGUAUUUCUCAACACAGUAGCUCAUCUGAACUUUGGAAAAAGUUGAAAGAUACAGCUCAGAAAGCUAGAUUAAAGUGCAUACGACUACAUAAAGGGGUAUAAUACACAAAAGCUAUGAAUAUCUUGUAAAUUAUAUCCUUAUAAAUGGUGAGUUCUGAUGUCAUCAGUUAU
Messenger RNA from Xenopus laevis (African clawed frog), 4297 nucleotides. RefSeq lists its product as uncharacterized. Lineage: Eukaryota; Metazoa; Chordata; Amphibia; Anura; Pipidae. The record is from RefSeq and is a predicted model, not a curated record. The transcript has 22 exons. The coding region runs from base 395 to 3853 and encodes 1152 amino acids.